UUCUUCCGUAACAACUUAGUUGACAACAAAUACAUUUUUACGACAGAAGUGAGGUUUUUGUGACGAGAAAUCCAUGAAAGAAAUAAGUUUAAUUUUAAAUCCUUGAGUGGAGUGAGCAAAAUAAUCAUUUUAGUGGAUAGGUUUUGAGUGAAAUUAUGAAGAGGCGAAAUGUUGAGAUCGCUAAAAUGAGAAGGCCCGUGAAAAAGAACAAAAUUACUGAAGGAUUUUACGGAAGCACACUUCUGUAUCUGAAAUUUGUGAUUCUGUGGGCCUUAGUAAUAAUGGCGGACUUCAUAUUGGAAUUCCGUUUCGAAUUCUUGUGGCCAUUCUACUUACUCCUGCGUUCAGUGUACGACUCAUUCAAAUAUCAAGGCUUGGCCUUUUCGAUAUUCUUUGUGUGUGUAGCGCUAACUUCAGACAUGUUGUGCUACUUUUUCAUACCUGUGAACUGGUUGUUCUUUCUGGCAAGUACUUAUGUGUGGGUACAGUAUGUCUGGCACACGGAUAAAGGCAUAUGUGCUCCCACAAUAGUGCUCUGGGUAUUAUUUGUUUAUCUGGAGGCGGCUGUGAGACUUCGAGAUAUCAAGCAUAUGCCGGGCCAUUUGGAUCUCUGUAGGCCUUUCGCGGCGCAUUGUAUAGGUUACCCCGUAGUAACUUUGGGCUUCGCGUUCAAAUCGUACGUGGGGUUUAGGAUGCGCCAGCGAAAGCAGCAAGUGGUGGCGAAAGAGAAUCAGUUUUAUAUGCAACUGAUGCAGCAAGCGCUGCCAGUAGAGACAUGCGCGAAUGCGCAAGAACAAAUAGAACCACCGCCAAAUGCUGUUGUACCUGUUCAGCCAGUACUGAAUAAUAAUAAACUACAAAAUAGUACUAAAUCUCAUGAGAAAAAUGGUCACAUACCUAACGGGGCCAUAGCCAAUGGAGUACAUAAUACACACACUACAAAAUCACAUCACAGAAAAUCGGUAGAGAAAUGUAAAGAUCAAGAUCAACACGGGAAUGAUCACACUAGUAAACAUUCGGAUCGACAUAUAGAUCGACAAAAAGUUAAUCACGCGCACAGCAAUGGUUCAUUGGUGAAUUCAUCAAUAGAAGAAGCAAGCAGUCAGGAAUCGGAGACGAGACCGACGCGAAGAAGAGAGAAAAGAGAACAGGAUAAAGACAGAGAGGCAACAGAAUAUCUUCAGAGGUUAGAGACUGAUGUCAAAAAGUUAAGAUCUGAUUUGCACACAAGCAGAGCCAGCGAACAAGAGUUGAGGCUACAGGUUGCGUCGCUGACAACUUCCGAAAAAGUUUCAAAAGGCGAAAUUUGCUCGUUACAAAGAGACGUAGAAGACGUGCAGCAAAGGUUGCAGAGCGCCUUAAGUACAAAAUCUUCCGACAAACAAACAAUUAGUAAUUUAGAAAGACGGCUGGCCGAAGAAAGGCGGCUUCGAUCAAAUCUCGAGUCACAACUUAAUCAAGAAAGAAAAAGUCGAAAACAAGAGGAAGCCAGAGCUGCGCAGGUUGCGGCUCAACAAUCAUCUCGAGGCGAAUGCACUGAAACGUGCAAAGUUCGUCGUCGUGAGUUAGAAUCGGAGAUAUCAGAACUUCGAGCUUCCAAACAUUGGCAGGAGGAUCGUUUACAGGCCCUCGAAAGGGAAAACUCCGCGUUCAGUGAGCAAGUACGUGACACAGAAUUGCUCAUGUCGGCAUUGUCCGCAUUGCAAGAGAAAAAUUCACAUUUGGAAAACUCUCUCUCGGCAGAGAAUCGAAUAAAGUUGGAUUUAUUCAGCGCUUUGGGAGAAGCCAAAAGGCAGCUCGAAAUCAGAGAAAGCGCGAAUCGAGCACAAGAAAAAGAAAUCGAAGAGCUGAAAAGCAAGAUAGCGCAAGUAUUGGCUGUGAUGCCGACCGAUUCAUUUGGUUCACCGGCGCCAGGUGGCAACAUGUCCAGAGUACGCCUGGCCGAGAGCCCUCCUUCGAACCUCGACCCGAACGCGACGGCCUACACACCUAAAAGUUCCCUCGUCGCUUCAACAGAAGCCUAGUUUUCCCCCGCCCCGCCCGUUGGUCACCCCGAUUCUAAUUUUAAUCCCCAUUCGUUGUAGACCUAGAGCAGAAAAUGGGUAUGUGUGUACAGGAUUAUGACAGACGAUAUGGGUAAUUUAUUUUAAUACAUUUGUUAUUAUGAUUACAGAUCAAAUAAUAACUUGUUAUUAAUUGUAGCUUGUACGAAUAUACGAGCAUUUUUAAUUAGUUGGAAGCAGAUAAAAAAUUAUUCCAUGACAGUGAAUGAAAGGAAGAUGAAGUUACUAGGAAAACAAGUUUAAGGUAUAGCAAGGUACGCAAGGUAUACAACCAUAUACUAUUUCAUUGAAAUAUUACCUCUGAUAUAUUAAAUAUCUUAUUUCAACGAUAUAUAAAUGUCCGUUGAGCUUUCCAAAUGUUGGAAGUACUGUAUGUAUAGUAUAUUUCAUCAAUUUGCUACUGUUUUGGAUUAAUAUGAGGUAUUCGAUUUCAAUGUUACACUGUACUUAAUAUUUUAAAGGUUUAAUCAUAUAAUUUAUAAUGAACUUAUAAAACUAUUUAACACCAACUAUACUCAACGCCCAACCAAAGUAUUUAACGACAUAUAUUUAAGCGGAGUAAUACCAAGAACAUGGUUGAAGUCGACGUUUAUUGCUCUACCAAAGAAAACAAAAUCCGUAUCCUGCGGUGAUUUCCGAUCAUCAGCUUAAUGAGCCAUAUAUUAAAAUUAUUUCUAAAAAUUAUACAUCAAAGGAUAUACAUAUAGACUGUGCGAAGAAAAAAUCAGCCGAACACAGUUUGGUUUUCGAAAUACAGUGGGUACAAGAGAGGCUUUAUUUAGUAUACAAGUGCUAUUUCAACGAUGUAGAGACGUAAAUUGCUAUAUUUAUGCAUGGUUCAUUGAUUACCAUAAAGCGUUCGAUACAGUAAAGCACGACAAUCUGAUGGAGAUAUUAACCAAUAUUGGAAUAAAUACCUGUGAUUUAAGGAUUAUCAGCAAUCUGUACUGGAAUCAAACAUCAUCUAUCCGGACAGAGGCAGCGACGAUAUCAAAAUCAAACGUGGGGUCCGUCAGGGAUGUAUAUCCCCACUGCUGUUUAACAUCUACUCUGAGGAAAUCUUUCAAGAAGCAGUGGAUGAUGUUGAAGCCGGAAUUCGAAUUAACGGAGAAUGUAUCAAUAACAUAAGAUACGCAGACGACACGGUGGUAUUCGCUAACAGUUUUGAAGCCCUCCAGGAGUUAAUGAACAGAAUCGCAGAUAGAGAAAGCAAGAUCUGCAUUUCAAAAAAUGGCAAAAUUAUUCAAAUGUCAUGAUUUGUCGAUACCCAUAAAAGUCAGAUUACUUCAAUGUUAUAUCUUUCCUAUACUGUUGUACGGGGUUGAGUCGUGGACUCCCACAGACGCCACCUGCAAGAAAAUUGAGGCUUUUGAAAUGUGACUUUAUCGUCGAAUCCUGAAGAUAUCUUAUACCGACCACAUUACUAAUGAGGGUGUUUUGUUGAGAAUGCAAAAAGAAAAGGAGCUGUGAAUCAAAAUAAAAACAGGCCAAAAUCGAAUACCUCGGUCACAUAUGAGGAACAGUCACAUAUGGUCACAUAGAAGGUCACAUAUGGACUGCUGCAACUAAUCUUGCAGGGAAAAGUAGAAGGAAAGCGAGGACCAGGAAGGCGAAGGAUUUCCUGGCUGAAAAAUCUACGUACGUGGUUCAACACAACCACUACAAUUCUUUUCAGAGCAGCAGUGUGCAAAGUACAGAUUGCCAUGAUGGUCGCCAACAUCCGAAACGGAUAGACACUACAAGAAGAAGAAGAAUCAUAUAAUUAUUUUAAACCGUUGCAUUAAGACAACAGCGAGUGCAAGUCUGGCAGACUAGUAGAUAAAACUAAAUAACGCUUAAGUAACUAACAUCUCGCAGAUAACACCACUAUAAAUUUCGAGGUUAUUUCGCGCACCUCACUGUAAAUGAUGUUAAAUGUUUUAACAUUGAAUAUGGUAGCAAAAUUAAAAGUGUAAUGUAUAUAUUUUCUUAUCAAGAGGCAACAUUAGCGCGCGGAAAACGUGUUCCAAGAUUGCGGCUUUAAGUUUGAAUAUUUUUUCGAGAUAAUUUGGCACACCUAUUCGUAAUAUAGUAAAAAAUGGCGGUACAGAACCCAAUCUGAGAAAUAUGUUAAUAGGUGGAAAUUACUCUAUAAUUAAAUUAAAUAUUACAAAACCGAGCCUGUACCGCCAUUAAGAAGAACAAAAAAAUACACUUUCUUCAAAUAAAUUUUUUUAUCCCAUUCUUAGAUUUUGUGUCGUUGAAUUUUUGUGUAUACGCAAAGAAGGAUAAACGGUAUGCGGCAAAAUAAACAGUACUGAAAUGCGUAUGCCUCAAAUUUGUAUGUGUCAUGCUCCGAAACGUACUGAGUGGUUUCCGAACGUCGUUAUAACGUAUGUGAAUGUCGUGUUAAUGUUAAUUGCCUCAGGAUGGUUCUCAGUUUUGCAGAAAAAAUUUGAUCAUGGAGUGCUAUUUUUGGUCAUACGGAAAAGGUCGCAAAAACUGUCCAAGCUUAAAAUCAACAAUGGUUUAAGCAGGACUGGGCAACCUGUCACACGACCAGGGAGUCUGCGUUAUCAUUUUGGGACAUCACUCACCAGACCUAUCGCCACCUGAUGCGUACAUAUGGGGAAUGCUUAAGAAGGCAAACGGAUCCACCCUCUGACAUUCCGGAAUUGGGGCUAGAAUUGAAAGAUUUUUCGUGCCAGAGGGCAUUUUUAACAUCUGUUUUAUCGGGAACGUCGUCGUGAAUAAUGUUUGCAAGACUAAAUAUCAUGUAUACUUAAUAUAUAAGUAGUCAUAAACAUUUCAAUAUCCAUUUCAGUACUGUUUAUUUUGCCGCAUACUGAACAUUACAAAAAGUAAAUAACAAAUAAUUUUUACAAACAAAAAUUCAGCUGACAAAUAUACUCAAUUGACUCUUCUGGUCGCAACUAAGAAAUUGGACGGAUUGUCAUUGUAGGAUCUGAUCGGGCAUUCCUCCAUUACCGUUUGUCUUGCAGCACCACAAUCGCAAUUUGGAAAUGGUAUUUUUCCCUACCUGAAAAGUGAGUCAGAGCACCUGCCACAGUUCGUUCUUAUUCUGUUCAGUGAGGCCCAAAUUCGUAUUGGUUGGUCGAAACUCCCUGGCUUGCUUGUAACAUAUGGCAUAUUCCGGGCGGUGCAUUCCGGAAAGUUCCUUUCAAUAAGAAUUCUUGCAGAAUCUACAGGGUUGUUUCUUGAACAAAGCCGACUUAUGUCUCUGCCGGUGAUACCAACGUGGGAGCGGAACACAGGAUCGGCGUUAAUUUUCCUAUACUCCUGACAAGGCCAUGUUCCCGGCGGGCGUAUGAGGGGGUUAUUUGUCUCAGUGCUGGUGGCCAGUACGUUGAUGUGACCUUAAUUGUGCCUGAUAUAAUACGCAAAGCCUGGUUUAGUUGGGCUUCAACACGUUUGGUGUGGGGCUGUUGAGCCACGCCGGUGCACAGCACUCCGCAACGGGAUACACGAGUCCCAGUGCUGUCGAUCUAAGUGUAGUCGCUGAGGAACCCCAUGUGGUACCUCAUAACUUUUACAGAAUAUUAUUUCAUGUUAUAAGUUUUGCCCGUCUUUGUAAGAUGUUCUUCAAAGCGUUCGAUCGAGUGUCACACCUAGAUAUUUUGGGUGUUUAGUAUGGCUGAGGAGUCUGUCUUCAAUCGAAUUUUUAAUUAGUAAUUGGACAGUCUGUCGUUUAAAUGAAAGCACGAUACUUGCGUCUUGGCGGCGUUGGGCUGAAAUCUCAAACGCCGGGAAUAUUUUCCGAUGGUAACAAGGUCGUUUGUUAAUAUAUGCUCAGUAGUCUCCAAUUUUUUAUGGCUCGUAACAAGCACGCAAGUUUUCUUUUCAAUUUGGCGAAUAAUUUAAUUACUGUUGAAGUAUAGUAAAUAUUUGGUGUACAUUUGAAUCGUCAACAAUACAUGGAAGAGUCCAGUUAUUAUUACUCCAGUUAAAGGGGAGGCCGUUAUACAAAAGUCUACAAACCUUUUUAAAGUUGUUAAUGCAUUAUUUCUUUCAAACUAUACUCAAAUUGUUUUUUUUAACAUUUUAUUUAUUUUAUAAUAUAAUUAAAUUCACUAUCAAAUUUAAUGUCAUUUAUAUUUUAUUAAUAUCUAAAGUUUACGUAAAUAACGUAGGUAUGCUUUGCUGAUAUAAAUACAUAUAAACAUAAUAUGUAAUUAUUAUUUGAAUGUAACAUAAUUUGUUUAAACAAUAUUACUCCUUUAUUCAAUUUUAAAAAUUAUUUUAAUAUAACGUACCUAUAUAAUUUGUUUAAGUACCUAUAUAAGUUUAAGUAACGUACCUAUACGGCGAGAGGUAACCGCAAAGUAACCUCUCGCGUCACUAUUUUCGAGGUACGCCCAAUACGAUUUUACACCCUUCAAAAUUCCAUACUGAACGAUAAGAAGUUUUCACUUCAAAACGGUUAUAAAUAAAUAAGUUGGAUUCAUAUUGACCAUCGAAUUUCUUGCGAUAAUCCAAAACAGUUCAAAACAAAUGAUGAAAUAUGACUACUCUCUUAUGUCUUUUAAAAUACGUGUUCCACAUUUUUUUAAAGAACGCGAGAAUUUUUAAAACUUUUAAAAUAAUAGUCCUAUUUUUUCGUACUAUAUUUUAAUGUAUGGUUAUGAUUACAGAUGCAUCAAGCGUGAUAUUUUAUUAUGCUUGAAUAGUAUUCCGAUGUUAAAUAGAUUAAGAUAAUUUCAAAUUUCCAUCACAGUAUGGAAAGUUUGAAUUUCUUUUAAAUUCCCUUCAGUAAUGUUUAAACAAUAAUGGGUACAUAUUUAUAUUAUUAUUAUAUUGUUACACUGCUUUAAAAUCAAUUUAUUUAAACCCUAACUUGUUUGCAAUAUUUGAACACUGACAACUAUUAACUUCAAAAUCUCAGUUACUACUAUUCUAUGAAAUGUCAACUUCCUAUGUUUAUAUACACAAUUUCCUGCCAACUAUUUCGUUCUUUGAGUAUAUAAGGAUAUAUUCUUUCUCCAGUUCAAAUCAUUGCAAAAUGCUAUUUUAUUGUACCUUAGUGUAAUAAGUUUUACAAAAAUGAAUAACCAUUUUCAAUUUCAAGUUUCACAAUAUUCUCAAAGAGGUAUAAAUCCCAUUUUUAUAUAUUUGAUAUAUUUUUACUAUUUUUAGGGAAUAAGCUACAAUUUUACAGUAAUAGUAGAUUCUAUAAAGCUAUAACAUGAAAAUAGCUUCAGUACUAUAUUGAUGUAUGACAUUUCGGGAUGUACACGAUUGCAUCUUUUUGGUAUUCGUUGGUUAUCAAAACAUUUUACGGAUUAUUAACUUUGGUUGGCAACAAAUAAUGGCAUUACAUAUAAGUGUAGAACCUACAGAAUAUAAGUUCAAAUUAGCUUUUUUUUUAAUUAAGCAUCAAUGCAAAUAAGUAGAUGUGUGGGAACACUGUCGGGUGGUUCUUCCAUAUCAUGCCCAUAUUUUUCAUAAAUGUCUUCCAGAAUUACUUUUCUUCUAAGCUUUUAGUAUGCUCUUUUUGCAAACAGAUAGAAGAAAUUUGUUAUAGUUAUAAAUUACACUAUCCUUUAAAAUCAUUCAACAAAGACGAAAUUGCACGGAAAGUACAAAAAAAUAAUAUAAAAAUUAAAUGGGAAAAAGAAAUUAUUUCGAAAUUCUCAUCUCUUCUACUUCACGUGGAAAAUCUGAAAAGUUCUUGGUUUCAUAGUGAAGACGACAAUUUAUGUUGGCACAGAAGUUGUAUUUUCCAUUAUAGUCUCCUCAUAUGUUGAUAUAUUUAUAAACCAGCGGUUUUCCAAUGCCAUUAUUCACUAUUUAGAGUGUUCCUCAGAAAAUGUUACAAAAUACCCCCUAUAGCCACGAUGGCUUUUGUAUUUGUGGAUGAACACGUUAUCCUUUUGUUUAAGCAGUGUUUGUUUUCGUGUAUGCUUGUGUCCAUUUUCAUUAGAAGUUACCGAGUAAUUUUUUCCGGUUCAAGAUGGUCCUUUCGACGCCGUAACCUUUCCUACCGAUGGCUUGGUACUCGUCUUCUGUAGAGCUGAAGAACCGACAUUUGUCCACUACUUAGACUUCUCUUUUGGUUUAGAGUUUGUAGUAAUGACUCAUGUUUUAUUUAUCGUAACGUAUCAACACAAAAAACUCCAUCUUUCAAAACCAUAUGAUGUGGCUGCAACUUUUAAACUUCCUUCAUUGGAUCAUCAAAUUUUCACGCCCACCUUUAAACUAAAUUACCCAUUCUUUCGAGAUGGAAAUUGAAUGUGAAGAAUCGCUAUAUACAUUUAAAUCAUAAAUGACUUUGUGGUCGGUGUUCAUUGCACAAUCAAUAGUCAGUUUUUCCAUUUUCAAGACAACGCGCACCCCAAGUGCUGUCAAUAGGACACUGCUCUCGGGAAUGACUUACACUUUUACAUGGCGUCUACUAAAUCGUGUACCAACAUAAAUGCAAAAAUCAUGCGAGUGCGGUACAGUCUCUAAGCGAGGCCGAAGAUUUAUCAGAUCACCCUAGGCCCUAGUACUAUAGUAACAUGAAUCCAUAUAUACUCCGUCUAAUAUACUUACCGUUGCACGUCAUCCGCGUCAUAGCCCGAGACGUCACAUGAUACCAACACGAAAUAUUUAGGCGGUAGGUGUGUUCUUUUUUAGAAUCAUUUUGCCGAGUACCUUGGAAUUACAGCUACUAGACAUAUUUUAUUAUAUACGCGUAAAAAUAAUAUCUGAAGAUUUCUAUUAAUAUUAACUUAAAGAAAUACACAAUAAUAUGUUUCAUUUAAUUUGUAUAAAUGGAUUAUAAAGCGUUUUUAUGAAGCACAUUUGUUCGGAACACACUGUAGCUGUAAUCGAGCGAAGGUGACAUUUUGGCAUAAAUUGGUAACAUUUAUUUGACAGUUGCGAUGUUGACACUUCAUAUUUGUUUUUAUUCUUUACUAUAAGUAUUUGUUUUAUUAUAUUUACUGUUUUUAUUAUUUACUUUAACGUAAGAUUAUAACUUAAUUCUUGUUUUGUAUUUGUAAUGUUUUUAUUUAUUUACAUUGAAUAUUAAUUUUUUUUGUUGUAUAAUCCAUUUCGAAAUAAUUAUGUGAUCUAUUUGAUUUAGAAUGGAUUCAGGAUUUUUUUAUACUUUAGUCGUAUAUUAAACGAACUGUGCACGUGUAUGUUUGAUUCAAUAAACGUGCCUGCAAAAUCAUGUACAUUUUGAAGAAUACCCAAAAGAUUAAGUUCAUUUCAGGCUAAAUAAAAAUUUUAACUUGAGUUUUAAACAGAGGUAAUGAUAUAUUCAUUUGAUGCGUAGCAAUGACCAUUAAAACAUAUUAAGCUCAAGAUAGUACCUUGCUAUAACUCCUAAGCGACACCGGUGAUAUUAAACGAAGACAAGUUUGGUUAAUGUUGACUCAAACUUAUUAGCGCACAUGUAUUUUAAAAAACUUUUUGUUUUUAUAACGAAAGUGUAAAAAAUAAUCUAGGUAUUCGAGAUGUUUUACCUUAUAAGUGUCAAAGUACCAUUCUACAAAGAACAAAAGUAUAAAAAUACACAUUUUCUGCUGCGGGUUUUCUUCGAUAUCUACCUUCCUUUUUCUCGUACUGAGUCUCAGUAUCAGCUGCUGAUGCUGUUUAUUUGUUACGUUUGUUCCUGUGUUAUUCUCCUGUUGAAAGGAUUUAAUAUUAAGAUAUAUACGCAUAUAGACACCGUGGUCGGUUAAUGAUCGUUUAUAGAGCAACCACAUAUUCCAUACAUAUUUUUUUAUUUUGGGUAAAUUUCUGCACCUAACUUCAAUUGUUAAUAUUAUUAUUAAUAAGUUGUAUACAAUAUAUCUGUCCGUCAGAGAAUUACAGCAGCGAAACUACAACAAAUACAGAUAAACUGAUGAUAGAUUCAGAUUCAGCAUUAAAAGUAAUUGAAAACUUUUUGGGAAAACUGCAGAUGCUCAUGUAAUUGUAAACUAUGACAGGUAAUGUAAUUUUGCUAACAGAUUUGGAAAAACAGGUCAAAAUGAUAUAGAAAUAAAUAUUUAGAUUCCUAACACGUAGAUAUUUGGUAAUAAAUGACUACCAAUUUCGAGUUUACAGGUAAUAGCUAUUUGUAUAACAAGGGAGGAAAGUGCCUCCCGAGAAUGAAGUUUACCCGACGCGUAGCGGAGGGCAGUAAUCAUUCAAGGGAGGAAAAGACACUUUACUCCCAUGUUAUACAUAUGGUUUUUCCACCUUCCUCAAAUAACAAGUCAUUUUUUCAUUUUUACUUAAUUUAUUUAUGUAACUAACCAACAAAAUUUAUUAGAACUAAAACUAACAAGUAGGUACAAUAUAACUGUCAACUGUCAAAUAUAAGUCAAAUUAUUAAUGUAAACAUUGUUAAAUCAGAAUAACAAUUUACUGUUUUUUACCAUUCUGCAAAAUACAGAGUGUUUUUAAAUAAACGUUAAAAUGUAUAGAUACUUACGUAAUAGAAAAUAUAUAUUGUACAGGGCGUCAAUAAGUUAUAUUUCAUGAAUGAAAUACCAUGACGUCACUUUUACUUUUCCUCCCUAGUAGGAAAAGUAUACUUUCGGUAGAGGUAGGUGGAAAAAUACAUUUUUGUAUUAAAAUCAUAAAAUGCCAAAGAGAGUAUAGCAAAACUGAAUAAGUUCUAUAUAUAUAUAUGCGACACUCUGUAGUAAUUUUACCCUCGAAAGUAGGUCAAAGAAUUUUAUGAAAUUAUUUAACCAUCCAUAUCUUUUUUUAAUGAAUAAUUGUAAAAAAAUGUUUUCCAUUAUGUAUACCUAUCAAAAAUAGGACUAUUUGAUUGAUUAUAUACAGAGAAAUUAUUCCUAAUUGCAAAAAACUCCAUUUACCAAUCAAGUUUGUUGAAUCAAAAACUGUUAAAGUUUUAACCAAGAGGUUAGAACCAUGGUGCCUGAUGCCGUGACAGACAGAGUCUAUGACUAAUAUGUUCACAGCGGACAAUUGACAUAUUACCUCAACAUUUGCCGCUAUUCAUCAUCUUAAAAGAGGCGCAGCCUACAAUGUUACAGAUAGCAACACUUCCUUCUUAAUAAUCUAUUUUAACCACUCUGUAUUUCAUAAUAUCAAUAAUUGGGCUAAGGUAAGUUGACCGAAAUCAUAUUUCAUGCAUGGAACACAUGGUAGCUCUGUGUCACAUUAUUAACCAGCCAUAUAGUUAAUGUGUGUAUCGUAUAACUCGUAAAAAAUUUAUUGAAUAAAUUUUUACCGUCGAUAUUUUGUCUUUUAUUCAAAGUUUGUGUGUAGAAGUUAACCUAUUACUAAGUUUUAAUGAAAAAAAAAAUUAAAUUUGAUUAAAAUGAAUCUGUUUCAUUGAAUAAAUCUAAGCAAAAGACUUUGUAGAUGGUAGAUAAAACAUUAAGUUCAACAUUUUUGACUCUAUUAACUAACGAUCUUACUGGUUUGGAUCGUGAAAAAUGUUAUUGAAACCUGAUUUCCAUACUUAGUCAAUUAUUGUCCAUAAUAUGUAUCGAAAUUAUAUAAGGUUAAAUCCGGUAGUGAGCGUGAUAUCCCGAUGGGAUACUCCACACUUCUCUCUCUUUAAUCCUGACCCCCACCCCCAGCACCCCCUCCCCCACCCGUCACCCGUCUCCAAAGAUCUCUGUCUCUGCCCAUUUGUUUUAACUCAUGCAUGGGUCUUUUGCAUAUUCCUGUAAUUUGAUCGAUCCAUUUUGUUGGGGAGCUUACCCGUGAUCUUCGGCCCUCCAUAUUUCCUUGUAGAAUGAGUAUUUCCAUGUUUCCUGUGCUCUCAUAACAUGUCCAAAGUAUUUUAAUUGUUGAAGAUGGACUUUACUGGCUAACUUUUAGCUCUAUUAAAAUUGAAUUAUUUGUCUUAUGGUCGGUCCAAGGAAUUCGUAACAUUCGUCUCCAACAGAACAUUUCAGUGGCGUCUAUCUUUCUUCUUUCCGAUUGUCUAAGGGUCUAAGAUUCACAUCUGUGGAUCAGUAUUGGGAAUAUUAAGCAGCUGAUCAACCUCAUCUUGAGCUCUUGACAGUCGGGGCUUUUUUCAUCAAGGCUCUUGAAAUUUGACAGUCCUUCUAUAUUUUGGUCAUUUUUGCUAUGGCAAAUUUUGCUAGAUCACAUCUACGUUUCAUCUCUUCCUGUAAUGACCCUAUGUUUGUGAUCAAUAAUCCCAGAUAUAAGUAUGAGCUCACAACCUCAAACCGGUCAAUUGUGGUUAUGUGUGGAUGAAUGUUAUGGAGUCUAUCCAUUGACAUGAUCUUUGUCUUUGAUAUGUUUCAUUGCAGUCCAAAUAUUUGCAUUUCGUUUUCGACCAGUCUUAUAAGAUCCAUGAGCUCUGCUUGACUAUUUGCAAGAAGGGCUGUGUCAUCUACAAAACGUAGAUUGUUUAUUUUAUGAUCAUUUAUUGAGAUGCCCUUUUCCCAUCCUUCAAGUUAUCUGCUCAUGUGAUCCCCAUAUAUAGUGAAUAAUUGUGGAGAUGCAUCCUUGUCUGGCACCCCGUUCUGGAUGACAUUGGUGUGAAAGUGUGUCAUGCACUUUAACUGAUCCAGUGUGUUCAUAUACUUCAGUUAUAAGCGAAAUUAGGCGUUGUGGUACCCCUACUUCUUUUAAUAUUCGCCAUAAGUGUCUCCACUUGACCCUUUACAAUAAUCUAUAAAACAUAUGUAUAGUGGAAUGUUGAAUUCCCUAGAUUUUUCUUUUGUAAAUUCAGUUUGUUCUUGUGGAAUUUCUCUUUGAAGGAAUAUUUUCAGUCUUUCAUUUAUUAUAUUAUGUAUCAUUAUCUGGCUGGCAUGUGAUAUAAGAGAAAUAGUUCUAUAAUUGUCGCAUUUAUGGAAGCUGCCUUUUUUAUGUAGUGUCGCUAUUGUAGAUUUUGUCCAGUCUUUAGACCAUUGUUUGGGAUGCCAUAUUUGGUUACAGCGUAGAUGAAGUAAUUUUACGCCGGUUUCUUCGGAUUUGUUGUCAGCCUUGCAUCUUCGUUUUAUUUCUUUAUUGACGUUUUAACUAGCUUUUUGUUUUUCACUAUGUACACCACUUUGACAAAGAUUUCUUCUAUUCUCCACACUUACUAAGUCAUGAAAUGUGUCAGUGAUAUGUUAAGGUUAGAUCGACUGGACAGAAUUGAAGGAAAAAGGGAUCAGGCUCAAAGAAAAUUGAUGAUUUAAAUACAGUAAAAACUAGUAUUGUUCGUCCGCUAUAACUUUUCCUUUGCGUCACGAUUUAUUUUCAAACAAAUUAAGUCAAUACAUAAAGUGAACGAACGUAUAGAGUAUACAUUUUGUGUACUACACACCGGUGCGCGUACGUUUCACUUUAUGUUUUGACUUAACUUGAUUGAAAAUGAAUCGUGACGCAUGGCAAAAGUUAUAGCGGACGAACAAUGUAAUGUAGUUGAUUUUAUAUUUUUCUUUUCCUUGUUUCUGUCCAACUUUUAUGUUUAGAGAAUUCUUGUGUCCAAGACACUCGCAAUAUUCAUAUACAAAUCCUCCCAAAUGAUUUAAUUUUUUUUUUUUUUGCUUUGUUGGGUAUCUAAAGUUCUGCUAUCCAUAAAGAAAAACAAAUACCAUCGAUAUACAUAUUCAAGAAUAUUACAGUAUUCACUACCUUCUUUCAUCCAACCCCGUUUACCUCACUUCUCCAGAAACUUAUAGGUCAUCUUUCUGCCUAUGGGGUUGCGUUGUACAAUCGUUUCUCUCCUGUAUAUGUUAACAUUCCUUUUUCUCUCAAUUUCUGUCUUACCUCGUAAUGUCUUUUGCUUUUCAUUCUUGUUAUUCUGAAGCAUCUUAGAAUGCAUUAUAUAUCUUACUGCUAUCUUAUUGCUGUCUCAAUUUUCUCCAGUAUAUCGCAAUACUUCUCACUUGUUCUUCUUUAGGUGCCGUGCAUUUCUACAUAGGCGUCCACCGUAGAUUGUCGUGUAAGGCGAGAUGUUAGACAGUCAGGAUUAAAUAAUUCUGUUUUUAACAGCAUUGCGAAGCAUUUCAGAGCUGUGGAUUCCGUCCAUUAGCGAUUAUUAUGCAGCCAUGACAUCUUUUUACGUCCCAGACCUCUCUUCCCUCUAUCUUUCCUUCGAGUAUCAGUUGCUGAAAAGUGUAUUAUUCUCCUCAUAAUAUGCAGGCUUCUGCUCCAAGUAUGCAGGCGUUUUACUUUUUACAUAAUUAAACAGUUCCCUAUCCUGGAAGCUCGCUCUUCUUAAUAUUUCCUCAUUUCUCAGUCCGUCCAUGAUAUUCUAAUCUAAGCAUUCGACGCAGACACCGCAUUUCAAAGAAUUCAAGUUUAUUAAUGGAGCUGACCAUUAACGUUCAUGCUUUCAUUCCGUACAAGAGAACAGGCUAAACGUAACACUUAAGCAUCUUGUAUCGGAGGUUGAAAUCCUCCUGAAACUUGCGUUCAGUCAGAAAUUUAGGAAGCCUCAAAAAAGCAUUUCUGGCUUGUUCUGCUCACUAAUAGAUAAUAUAUCUGUGUUUUUGUUCUCAUGCUCAUGUUAUCCCACUAGACAGAGUUCAUUUGUCUAAUUGCUUUUCUUGUUUAUCCUACACCUUUGUUUAAUAUCGUCUAUUGACUUUUUUUCGUUAAGUAAAUUUCAUGUAAUGUAGGUAGCCUUAUCUUUUAUUAUGUUGUUAAUCUGUAAAUUGUCUAUCUGCUCUUGUAUUUUUGUGAAGUACUGUGUUUUCGCGAGUUAAUAUUGUGGCCAGUUAGUUGUAUGUUAAGAUUUCUAAUUCUUCGAAUUAUUGGACUUAGGUAAACUCUUGAUUGUUUUUUAAAUUCUAAAUUAUAUGUCUGUUCAACAAUCACAUUUGUCCACUUCGAUUUCGCAUCGAGAGUUCAACAAUUUGGAGUUUGGAGAUUACAAUAAUUUUUAAUAAUUAAAGUCAAGCCAAACCAUGCAAUAAUUUUCUUAUAUUGCCACGUCAGUUUCCCGAAACGUUGUUUGAAUAUAUAUUCCGCUUAUAAGUUAAAUAAAAAAUACAUCAUUGUCUUGAACUUCUAUGGCGCCAAGAUUCUUGAUAUCUUCAUUAAUCUUCAUUGGAAUUGGGGCAACUGGUAAUAAAUAUUCUUGAUUCAGGCUGAGAUCAUCAUGGCAGAGCCCUUAAAUGGUCCGGGAUCUUCUUGCGCUUUUUGCCCCAUUCUAUUCUGUCGCUUGCUUAGGUUUUCCAGUUGGCAGCACAGAUCUUCUCAGCAUCUCAUGUUAUGCUGUCUAUCCACAUUAGCUGUGGUCUUUUAUAAAAAGACGCACUUUAAUUGCUUGCGUGUAAGCCUUUCGCUACUAAAGGGUUAAGCAAGAAACAAAUAUGAAUUUAAAAAGGGAUAGUUUCCUGGGUUGGCUGUAUACCAUAUAGUUAAAAAACUAACAUCGAAGUAAAACAACUUCUAUGUAAUAGGUAUAAUAAUAAAAAAUCCCAAUGGAUUGUAUAAAAUGUGGUCAGAAUGAACGUUUUCGGACCUAUCAGUCCAUCAUCAGUGAAGUCAUAUGCUUGCUAACUAGCCCAAGAACCAAAAAAUGGUUGUAAUUAUAAUUCAAUAUCCAUUAUAGUGUGUUGAAAUCAAGAAGGCUUAACGCCGAUGUUAGAAGAUACCUCUGGGAACAUGGUGAAACCCUAAACGAAAACUUUAACCUGGUUGUAAUUAUAAUUCAAUCUACAUUAGGUAUCUUCUAACAUCGGCGUUCCUUCUUAAUUUCAACACACUAUAAUGUAGAUUGAAUUAUAAUUACAACCAUUGUUUGGUUCUGGGGCUAGUUAGCAAGUAUAUGAGUUCACUGAUGAUGGACUGAUAGGUCCGAAAACGUUCGUUCUGAACACAUUUUAUACAAUCCAUUGGGAUUUUUUGUAUUAUACCUAUUACAUAGAAGUUGUUUUACUUCGAUGUUAGAGUUUUUUAAAUAUAAAUUUCUUUGUUCAAAUUAAUAUCAAAAAGACAAAACUUCAAAUUAGUCUUCUUCUUCUUCCCCUUUGUUAGCAAUUCUGCUUGUUCAUUGGCGAAUUGAUACCUCUUUGAAAGGUUGUCACUCCAUCUUUUGCGCGGUCGGCCGAUACUUCUUCUACCAGUUGGUGAUUUAUCUCUUGCUAUUUGACACACGUGGUUAUUGUUUGACCCUAUGUGGUUAUUACAUGCUUUUUUUUUUCUAUUUAUAGUGUUAAUUCAUUUAUACACUGUACGUUACAUUGUCUUCUGAUUUCUUCACUCCUCUUUCGAUCUCUCUUUAUAAAUUCCUGACUUCAUUUCAGUGUUAAUAUGUCGGUUUCGCCAUAUAGUGUUAUGAAGACAUCUUGCCAGUCUGUUUGCUUUUUGUAUUUGAUUUCUCACUUUUUUGUCCGGGUCUUCGUAGCUUGGCACUUAAAAUUAGUGUGCUCCAUAAAUAUUUCCGAAAAAACAUUUUAAAAAAGAAAUUGCAUCAAAUUGAGUCAUUCUUGAAUUUAUUGGAAACCAUCGUGCUUUUGAGAAAACAAAUUAUGUGGAAAGUAAGCUAUUAACUUUAUACAUAUAAAGUGAAAACUAACGUAACCAAUAUUUUAAAAGAUUUGGAAUACGUUUUUAGGUUAUAUUGUAAAUAUAAUAUACAUAGGUUUGAUUCAAAUACGUAAUUAGAAUUUUUAAGAAUGAAUUUACCCUAAAAAAUUAUUUUGGUUUAAGAGUAGAAACAAAAAAAUGUUGAAAACACUAAUAUUUAUUAUUUUACUUUAGAUUUUGAAAUCGUAAACAUUUAAAUAUUUUGGAGAAUAAAGAAAUAACAUUUUACGUUGUUCAAAUAGGAGCAUAACACAGGCUAACAAUUUUUUGCGUCAUGUUUCAUAAUAUUCUCGUUUAUUAGCUUAAAAUAAUGUGAUAAUUAUUUAUAACUAUGGUACCUACUCCUGUGGGGUUGACAGUGAUACCCCGAUUCUUUUUUAUAUAUUUGAGCACAAUGGUACUGAUUUCGUCUAAAAAGUAGCUUGCUAUUGGCUGACUCGAUAUGAUCUCUAAAAGUAAAACUUAAGAUUGUUCAACAAAAUAAAGUCAUGUGUUUAUUUGGGAAUGUUCUGUGGGGAUUUAUGAUCGAAAGAAUGAUAUUAUUGUGUAAAUUUACUUUAUAUUUAGCGAAAAUUAUAUGAGUGGAAAAAAUUAAUUAUUAUUUAUGAUAUCACUAUUGAUAUAUUCUAGUUUUUUAUCUAGUACAAAUUAUAAAUUGUUUUUAAGAUGUGUUUAUAAGGAGUCUAAAAUUUAUUUUUUUAAUUUGUAAUAACACCAGCUUAAUUGCUAAAAAGCAUAAAACUACAUAUUUAUUAUGUUUUGUCACAAAAAAAUUCUGGCAUUGAUUAAACUGACGACUAUGAUGACGGAAAUUCACGAUGAAUCUGAAGGGCUUCCGCUUGACCUUCACUGAAUUCUCUACACCAUUUGCGAACAUGUUAAAUAUAUAUGCACUUUUACACAUAAAAUUCGAUUAACUGACGAUGAAUGUCAAUAGGUGAAAUCCAUUUUGCUUUUAAAAAACGUAUCACAGCAUUAAUUUCACAUUGGAGGUAAAAGCGAUCGUGACCUCCAUCUUCAAAGACUGCUAGGCUGACACUGAGCAAUGAAGCGAGGCAAAAGUGGUGGGGUUGGAGAGGGAAAGAGUUGAUGUGUAAAUCAGUGUUGCCAGAUUUCUCCCAGCAGGUCGCACUCUCUCUCAGCAGCAUAGGAAACCUUUUUUUACGAAUGGUCCUCGUACCAACGCAGCAUGUAUCCUGGCGAAUGCCAACACAAACACAACUGUCCAUUUUAAUUUACUAUUAAGUGACAUCUUAGAUGAUGUUCACCGUAUCUAUAUAGAAAUCUAACAAGAGGAAUUUGAUAAAAAAAUCCAGAGAGAUCAGCACAUAACUGUUCUUUUUGGUUCUCUAGAUGGUAUAAUUGUGUUAAUCUUCUCAGUGAAGAGGAGAUCUGGUGUCAUCAUAGAUGAGCUCAUUAUAAAGAUAGAUUCCUGAAGUCUAGUCCCAGUAGUGUUGGUGUGCAUAUUCAAUACGUAAUUUGGUCUCCAAGUAUUGUUAUAUAAUUCCAGCGGAAUUGUAUUCCUGUCUCCUGAAAUAUUUAAUUCCAAUGGAGGGAGACCUGUAAUAGCCUCUAACGAAGCCGUUCCUCUAGUAUUCAAGGCUCCUGUUAUAUUUAGAAGCGCUUCUCUUUGUAGGGUGGUGAGAGUGGUCGACCAAGAUUGCAAAGCCGUAUUAUUCCACCAAAAUACUGAAUCAUAAGUAACUGUCGGUCGUGUUACUGAUGUGUAGGACAAACAGAUACCCUUGGUUUCAAUUCCCAGGUUUUACCUACAUCACGUCUGUAGUUCCAGAAGAGUCACUUAGCCUUCCUGGUUAUAUUGUUAAUAUGAGUGCUCCAAUUGAGUUUAGAAUCCAGUGAUAUUACCCCUGGCUAAAGAAUCUACGGGAAUGGUAUAGCUGUAGCAACAACGAAUUGUUUCGGUCAGCAGUUUCGAAAAUACGUAUAGCCCUUAUGAUCGCCAACCUUCGGAACGAAGAUGGCACUUAAAGAAGAAGAUAUUACCCCUAGAUACUUGUCCUCAUUGUUUCUUUCCAGUUCCUCUUCAAAUAAUUUCAGCUCACUCAGUCCGGUAAGCUUCCUCUUAUUAGUGAAGGCUACCAAUUUAGUUUUGGAAGGGUUCACGGAAAGGUUCUCUUUCAGAAACCAGUUCUCUAUGUAAUGAAGGGCAUAUCGUAUCUGAUCCGCAACAGUGCUGGGAAAUUUUCCCCUAGUCAUUAUUACAAUGUCGUCUGCAAACCCUUAAACCCAAAUUCUUUGGAUAGCCCAUGAAUCAGCAUGACAGCUAUGUUCCAUAAUGAUGUGGGUACCCCUUAGUUGCCUUCGGGUUUAUGCUACCUCCAUUAUUUCUUUUUAUUCACAUAACUGUUAUUGAUAAAUUCAUAACUGUACGCAAUUUUAAAACCUUAUUUCUUGUAUAGUGGAGCAUGAGUUCCACUGAACGUCUAGAACAAGUUCAAGUUGACGUUAGUUAAACUUUGUAGGUUAGUAAUAUACAAAGUGGUUUUUCUCGGGAUUCUCGAUUUUCUCGGGAAACAUCCAGUAAAAAAGUUGGAGGAUACGCUCAAAUUGAUCACUUUUAUGUUUAAUUGUGUUUUCAACUAAAAAAAGUAUUAGUUUUCAAUACAACUGAAAUAUACUAAAAUACAAUUUUCAUUCAUCGAAUUUGCCGAUAUUUUCAUUCUUUCGAUCAUUAUAUAAAAAAUACUGUACCUGAAUAUUGUUUUAUUUUUAAAAACUGACUAUUUUUAUAAUUAUUUAAUUUUUUCCCAAUUUUGAUAUUUUGUUUCAUCAAUAAAACAAUAUCAUGGUAAACCAGUCGUAGAGAAAAAUUUAGAGUUUUUCAUUUUGUUAAUUUUUGUGGGAUGUAAAUAAAUUUUUUGAUGGGAGUUUUUGGUAAACUGUGUCCAACUUAAAGAAAGUUCAGAUUGAUUUCUAUUUUCAGCAUUGUACUUAUAUUUGUUUUCCGUUAUCUUGGUUUUUCGAAUCUAUAUAUUUUUAUUUCUCGGACAAUUUUUGUCUGAGAUUUCUGCAUCAUGCAGUUGAUUUUAAUAUCUUGAGUAAAAUACAUAAAAUAUUUUAUAAAAGAAUAAAUAGUUUUGUGAUGCAGUUAUCUUUUGAACAAAAUUUCAGGCGUGUUCUAAAGUUAUUGAUUAAAAUAAAGUUAAAUAUAGACUUGGAGUUUUAUCCAUCUUUAAAUUUCAGAAGUAUUGACUCUCUUUGAAAUAAAAAGAAAUAAUUGUAUUUUUAACAAGUUAAUAUCUACGAAUGAGUAAAUAAUUUAUACAGCUAUCUCAAUGUUAUGUUGCAGUUUUUCUUUUUCCAUAUGCAGAAUAUGUUGCAGUUUUCAUAAGCAAUGUUUUUAUACUUUCAACUUGGUUGAGAAUUUAUUAUUUUUGAAUAUAAAGGUAUCAUGAGACAUGUAGUGUUCCCUUGUUUUUGGUUUCUUCUCGCGUAUUUCUAAAAUUUUAUCAUUAAGAAGCAACAGUAGCGAUCAACAGGUAGCAACAAACGCGGUCCAAGAUUUCGGCCGUAAUUUUGAAUAUUUUGUCGAGAUAUUUAUUCGUAAUAUAGUAAAGAAUGGCGAUACAGAGCCUAAUUUGAGAAAUAUGUUAGUAUGUGGAAAUUACUCUAUAACUAAAUAAAAUAUUGCAAAAAGAAGAACAAAAAAAUACACUUUCUUCAAAUAAAUUUUUUUAUCCCAUGCCUAGAUUUUGUGUCACAUUGAAUCUACUAAAAAUAGAUUUUAUGAGUAUAAAAAUGAUUGUUUUUGAUAGUAUAAUGUCACUGUCAGUGUGGAAUUACCGACGCAUUGUUGCCUCACCGUUAAAAGUUCGCAGAACUUUCGAAAAACAAAAAAAUUGAUGACGCGCUACUGUUUACUCUUAAGAAUGAAAAGUUUUGUCAGAACCGGUUGUCAAGUCAUAAAGGUAUUAUACUCAUAUAUUAGCAUCUUCUUUUUCUUAUAUAAGGGCAGUACUGCCUGUUUUUCUUCAUCGGUGCCUUUUAUUCAGCCCCUAAAUUGUUUCUCAAUUUUUGCUUGGGCGUCCUAUACUUCUUUUGCCUAACGAUGACUUGUCCCUGGCUAUUCUUACGAUCCUUGAUUCAGAUCCUGCUUAUGUGUUGAUUCCACUCUUUUUUUCUGUUCUUUACCCAGGUAUUUAUAUUACUCUUUAAUGUAUAUAGUGAAGCCAUUUUUGAAGAAGCAUUACUAUCUCAAAGUUAAGGAAUAAUAAUUAACGGAAGAUCUAUUAUCAACAUAAGAUAUGCAGAUGACACCAUGAUUAUGACAAGAUCUGCUGAACAACUCAAAUUACUACUAAACAAAACAAACUGUUUCUGUGAAAAAUAUGGACUAGAAAUGAAUGUAAAAAUGACCAAAUACGUAAUAAUAACUAAGAAAACAAACAUUGUACCGAUAGAAAGGGUUGAUAAAUACAAAUACCUAGGAACCCGGAUUUUAGAGAAAAAUUAUCAAACAACAGAAAUAAGGACCACGAUAGGAAUAGCAACAAAUGCGUUUGUAAAAAUGAAAACAAUUGUCUGCAAAAUAGAAUUUAGAUUAGAACUGAUAGUAAGAGACUUAAGAUGCUACGUGUUCUCAAUACUGCAAUAUGGACUUGAAAGCUGGACAUUAAAGCAAGAACACUUAGCAAGAAGGAUGCUUAGAAUAGCUUGGACACAGAAGAAAACGAACACGGGCAUUACGAGAAAUGGGCAAAGAAUGCGAAAUAAUCAACACAAUAAAAAUGAGAAAGUUACAAUAUCUGGGACACGUAAUGUGGGGACAGCGAUAUGAAAUGCUAAGACUGAUAAUACAGGGAAAGAUAAGAGGCGGAAGAAGGAGAGUGUCAUGGUUGAAAAAUUUAAGGGACUGGUUUAAAUGCAGUUCUAUUAGACACGUUAAUUUUGUGCAGCUGUAAAAAUAUUCUAAUAGCUGCAUCGCACUAAAAUUUGACAUGUGUGCCUACAAAAACAUUAGAACUUGUAACGGGUAGGUAUUUUCGGACAACAGACUCAGUAAAACACAGGUUCAAAAUAAAUAAAUAUUCUUGUUCUUUCGAUACAAAGUAAAAUAAUAAAACAAAACAAUAUUCUGCUCCUCUUUCCGCCCCUGAAGAAAGUCCCCUUGGCGGAUGUCUGUAAAAGAAAAACAAAAUUGUAUUUAUUACUAUAAACAAAUGCAAUAUUGGUAGUAUAAUACAAGAAGCAAUCACGCUGUUCCUAAAUACGGAAACAACAUGUUAAUAAUUACGCACAGACUCGUAACCACGUUGUUCCUCAAUACGGAAUAACUACACACAGUCUCGCAAUUACGGAAUCAAAAUAUCAACAACCAUACACAUUGACCCGUCCAACGACUCGACUCCCGACUGGCGGUCGCUCAGUGCGCGACCACCAACAAAGAGAUCCUUCAAUACAGAACCGCUCCGUGGCAGGCUCCGACUCAACAGCGAUUGUUUCCAACUCAGUCCGUUGGGAACUGGAUGGUCACCGGCUGGUGAGCUUCUUUCAGCUCAGUAGGCUGGGUGAAACCAAGUUUAUAUCGUCUAGAUCGCAGUUUUAUACUAUUUCGGGCGGCCCCAUCUCCUAACACUCGUCCAUGGUGGUAUAAGCCUAGUGGGACUGCGUUGGUUUCGAUGCGCGUACGGUUCCUGCCGGUGAGCCGAAUGUGUAGCUAGAGAGUCCAAUAGUUACAAAUUUCUAGAACUACUGUUUUUUGGAGAUCGCAGAGCUCUAAUAUAUGAAGGGGAUUACUUAUGAGACCACCAAAUACAUAUUUUUAAUCAGUGUGCUGAUUGUUUUAGCAAUUAUACCCCCUCUAUCUCUGUUAUUUGGUUAAUUGUUGUUCUGUCUUAUAAGAAGUUCGACGACGAAAAGGUGUUCAGAUAAUAUUCAUCGAUAUCGUCUCCUUUGUCAUUCUAACAUUUACAUAAUGUAUUCCAAAACUGCAGCUAAUAACUGAUUGAGAUACGGUAUCUGUCAUAAGAACAUGAAAUGCAUAAAAUUCUAGAAUAUAUGAAUGAUAAUUGAUUUAAUGAUAAAUGAUCGAGUAAAUUCACCAUUAUUAAACACCUAAACAUUUUUUCAAUCUCUUUACGCGAAUAAUGUCACAUAAUUUAAAAAAUAAUUCAAAUGUUAUCUUUGCAUACAUACAAAGAUAAUAGAACAAAAACAGUUUUAUAUGUUCAUUCAAAUACUGUUUUUAUUUAUAACUUUACAUUCUGGUUUUUUUUUUCACUAACUUUAAGAACACCUUGUUAAAUAACUACAUUUUCACGACAAUGAAUGGUUGUUAAAUGACAUUUUAAAGGUCAAUAGGCAGAAAUUUUGUUAGUAUAAUCUAACAAGAUCUGUUGUAAUUUAUUUUGCCAUAUUUAUUCGUUAACGUCUUUUUUGUAAUUUCUAGUAUUUAUUUUUUUUACUGUUUAUUUUUAUUUCUUAAAUAAACACUUUUGCCGCUUA
Diabrotica virgifera virgifera (western corn rootworm) is the source of this 22961-nucleotide messenger RNA. Its product is annotated as macoilin. The coding region runs from base 156 to 2024 and encodes 622 amino acids. NCBI's taxonomy places the organism in Eukaryota, Metazoa, Arthropoda, Insecta, Coleoptera, Chrysomelidae. The transcript has 8 exons. The record is from RefSeq and is a predicted model, not a curated record. Gene Ontology annotation, cellular component: rough endoplasmic reticulum membrane. Gene Ontology annotation, biological process: neuronal signal transduction.